This is a messenger RNA of Eleginops maclovinus (Patagonian blennie), 2385 nucleotides long. RefSeq lists its product as uncharacterized. The coding region runs from base 76 to 915 and encodes 279 amino acids. Lineage: Eukaryota; Metazoa; Chordata; Actinopteri; Perciformes; Eleginopidae. The transcript has 10 exons. The record is from RefSeq and is a predicted model, not a curated record.
UACCGCACACACGCAGGUAGACAGUCAUUUCACUCUCGCUCAAAGUAGUUUAAAGUUGAUCUACCGAGAGCUAACAUGUCUUUAGAUCAGACUAAAUUAUUGUUAGAAAGCUUCCUAGAGAAAAGAAAAGAUACUAUGAAACUAAGAUGGGUGACAUAUUGGUUCAGGCUUCAAAACACAACCUUGUUCUUCUAUACACAGAAGAAUGGCAGUGCUUCACAUUUGAGAGGCUAUUACUACAUUUACACAGUGCAGUCGGUGCGAAAAGUCCAGAGAGUUGCCAGUAAUCGCUUUAUGUUUGAGAUCGUCAUGACCAAUGGAAAGAGGAAAGUGUUGGCAGCAGAAACAGAAGCCCUCAGAAAGGAGUGGGUGACAUGCCUCUGGCAGGCCAUGAAUCUUUCUACCUCUGGGAUUUCAGACUUCAGAAGCACAAACCUGGAACUGUGUGAGCAGCGAGAGAGAUUAAACAGCAGCGCAGCCAUCGCCUCACACAGUGUGAUGGAGUCUCUGCCUGCUCGGCCCCUCUCUGCCCCCGCCCCGACAAACCGCAUCCACCAUGACAUCUGGAGCACCGCCUCACCCAACUGCCCAUCAGAGGAGCUGAACCCUGAGGAAGCCACGCAACAAAACACAUCUCCAGCCUGUGGCUACCAGCAACACAAUGUUACCAGUUCAGUAUGCCCCAGUCGGGUGAGCAACACACAGGAAGGAGACUAUGACAUUUUACCACUUAGAAACAGGGCGUGUGGGAACCAGAUGGAAGAGGGCGUGUAUGACUUUCCUAUUUCCUACAGGAGGGCUGCUGAACAUCCGAACCCUCCAGAGAGCAUCUAUGACGUACCCAGCUCUAUUUUGAGGAAGCCUGAUCACAUUUCAGAGUGCCAGCCGGAGGACGCAGACUAUUGGAGGAUAUGAGGUCCAGCUUGAGGACACGAUAGACUCUCUCUAAACCUGUGGGCCAGACACAGAAUAUGUGCUGCCUCACACACACACACACACACACACACUGUAUGAAUGUGCAAAACAUGAUUGUCACUUUAGAUAAAAUGCACAACCACAAGUCGGGUUCAGCUCUGGUAUUUAUUUAAUCUCCUUCUAUACAAGACAAAGAUCACCUAUAACUAUAAUUAUCACACUGUUGUAUACAGAACUGGUUCACAACUGUGUACUCAGUUACAUGUCCCCAGGUUCACAGUUUUAAAGUAUACACCACCAACUGUAUUGCUGUAUUACACACUUUGGACUGGUUUGAUGGUUCCAAAACCCCUUUAUGGGUUUAAUGCAAUAUACAAAAAACACAUGUUUCAGGUACAAGAGGAAGGGAACAAUACAACUUAAACAUGCCAAUAUUUACUGCAAGCAAUUGUAUAUAGCAUCUUCUUUUACUCUACAUUUUAAUUUAUGUGUUUAGAUCUUUUUCUUUUCGGGGUAAUAUUGGAGAAGCUUUGAAACGAAAAAACAAAAAGCUUGAUAAAUGUAGUGAUUAGCUGGUCACAUAGUGCCAGUUUAAUCUCAUUAAUCCUACAGCUGGUGAAUGCUUUUAAAGCUACGGUGGGUAAUGUAUUCAUUAUGGUUGUUAUUAUCUUUCCCCCCCAACAGCUAUCAAUAUAUCCACUGCUGACAUCUGCUAUCUGUGGCAGGACUAUUAUAAUUAUAUGUAAUGUAAUAAAUGGGACAGCUGUGAGGACUAACCGUAGCCAUGAUUGCUAUUUACAUCAUUAUGAUUAUAGUCAUAAUGAUAAUUGUUUUAAAUGUAUAAAAGUCUGGUUAACUCUUGCUGGCUCCUCCAAUACAACUUUAAGAUUUAUCUCAGAAGAAAGUGAACAUGUACACGGUAUCAACAACACUUAUUUUUCUCAGCCUAGGAUUAAACAUCUCAUAUCACUGGACAGACACACACACAUACAGAAGCAGUACUCAUCCAACAACAACAGUAUUGUAGUGCAGGUAUUAGGUUUGAAUGUAAGCACAAAUAAAGCCUUUGUAACAAGCAAUGCAUAAAAGUGAUUUGUGCAUUCUCAAUGUGUUUCUUCUCAAAGGAGGUACAAUUAACAAAAAUACAAAAUGAUAUUCAGACAAGUAAUAUAUAUAUAAUUCCACUCCAAUAAGAAGCUUUAGUUUGGAUCGGUUCUGUGUUGUGAUCAUUGUCAGAUAGCAAAACAGAGUAGUAGUAAUAUUUGGUUCAAAGUAUUGUUACACACUUAUAAUUGCAGAAGGAUAAAUGUUGGGAAGGUGCCACUCUACGAAUACAACUAAACUUCUCUGCACCCUGAGGUCACUGUCAUUUCUUUUUUACUAUCUUCAAUUCGAAAUGAACCUGUAUUGUUAAAGUGCAGUAAAGUUACACACCACAUAAACCAUCAUUAGCAUUAAAGAAAGAGGGAA